UCUACCGUCAAAAUGAAAAUACUAGUGAUUUUUUGUGUCUUAUGUAGCGCCUGUGUAAACUGUCAGUUAGCUCCUUUCAUCGAGCCAUGCCACGCGAAAGAUACUGCUUGCCUCAAGAGGUCUUCACAAAAGGCCGUGGGCGUGGUGGCACAAGGGGUCCCAUCGCUGGGCAUACAGCGCCUGGACCCCCUGCACGUCGAGAACGUGGACGCGAGCAAAUCGGGCCUCAUCCUGCACUUCCGCAAGACUGUGGUCAAGGGCCUGAAGCACUGCAAAGUGUUGGAUAUCGGGCGCCCUAAAAGUCAUGAAACUUUCGUCACCCUCCUCUGUCCAAACGUGGAGCUGGUCGGCGAGUACAACCUCGGGGGAAAGCUGCUCUUCAUGGAUAUUAGGGGACAAGGGAAAUAUAGGAUUAAGCUGCGUGAAAUCAGAGUAACAGUGGUAAUGCAAGUCGGCGAGCGGUCGUAUAACGGCGAGCGGUACUGGACCGUGGACAGCUGGAAGCACCACUCCGACGCCACCAAGCCCGUCCACUACCAGUUCCAGAACCUGUUCGAUGGCAACAAGGAGAUGUCUAAAACGAUCCACCAGGUCGCCAACCAGAACUGGCACCAGAUCUACGAGGAGGUGGCGCCGCCCAUCGUGAAGGCCAUCACCGCCCACGUCGUGGCGGAGAUCGCCAAGCUGUUCCAGCACGUGCCCAUCAGACAACUCGCUUUGGAUUAAAA
Molecule: messenger RNA, 728 nt
Organism: Maniola jurtina (meadow brown)
Lineage: Eukaryota; Metazoa; Arthropoda; Insecta; Lepidoptera; Nymphalidae
Product: protein takeout-like
Exons: 5
Coding region: 13-726 (237 amino acids)
Source: RefSeq, a predicted model, not a curated record